Messenger RNA from Alosa alosa (allis shad), 2031 nucleotides. RefSeq names its product inner centromere protein-like. NCBI's taxonomy places the organism in Eukaryota, Metazoa, Chordata, Actinopteri, Clupeiformes, Clupeidae. The record is from RefSeq and is a predicted model, not a curated record. The transcript has 5 exons. The coding region runs from base 114 to 1856 and encodes 580 amino acids.
CUAAAACUCAACAUUCACACAUAGAUAGUCUAUACGAUUGUUUGUGUUAUUAUUUAGAAAAGAAGCUGCUGAAUUUUACUGGCUUUUCCUGAACUACCUUUUCUCAAAGAGAAAUGUAUCGAUAUUUCACCCAACCAAAAGCUGACCCUUCCCAGGAGACUAUGGAAGAGGAGAGUAUUCCUCCAACUGUACGAUACUGCAUGACGCUGCUUGAGAAGGUGACCGUGCCGAGACACCGCUCUCACCAGAGUCACGUGGUGUGUGUCGACCGGUCAGCCUUGGUGGCUCUCCUGCACCACAUGCUGGAGAAGGAGAAGGAGCAUGUGGACGAGAUCGAGAGGCUGAAGGUCGUGGUGGACGAGCUGAGGAUGGACAGUCACCUCAUGAGGGCUCAGCUGCAGAGGCGGCCUGCACCAGUCCAUGAGGUCACUGCACACCUGCCCUCACCACCUGCCGAAGAGAGCAGGAACGUUGGUCUACCGAGCCAAGACGCUCCGGCUGUCCUCCCAGCUCCAAGCCAGAGCAGAGCUACGGAGGGGCAAGUGGAGUCUGAUGAAAACGUAUCGGCAGCCCGACUCAGGCGCCGCGUGAAGAAAGCUGUGGCGUCCUCCCCUGCCACCUCUGGGCCAAGGGCAGGGGAAGAUGGAGCAACGUCCUCCAACGUCAUCCCUCCCCAAGCCUCCUCGUCGACUGUGUUGCGCGAGGAAAAACUUUGCCAGACCACUCCAUGCAGUACAACGUCCAUCCAACUCACUGGCACUGAUGCAGAGUCCUGCCAACAGGACCUGCGUGUUGUGGCACAGAAGAAGGCCUCCUCGUCAUCCUCCUCCUUCUCAUCCUCCUCAUCCUCAUGCUCCUCCAACAGCAGUUCGGAUCGGGCCAGAGUUGCCCGUAGACCACUCCCUGUGCUCAUCCGUGGCACUGGCAGGUCUGUUCCCCCUAACAGUCUGCAGGGUCAGUGCUCCGGGACUGACGAUGAAAUCUGCAACCCCCUGAGAAAACAACCUUCUCAACCGGGCAUUUUGGCUGGACUGAAAGCUCCACUAGACAUGGACACACCAGUUCAAAAAAGGGACGAGCCUGAGGACAGGCUGUUCACUCCGCUGGACGAGGAAGACGUCACGAGAGAGAUGAGCAUUCAGGAAGAAAUCCUGGAGCGGGCCGUGACAGAGAGAGAGGCACGACGGAAUGGAGAGGAAGAGAAGGCUGAGGAGGUGAGGCAGCUGAAGAGGAAGGAGCAGGAGAAGCUCUUCAGACAUCUUCAGAACAGAAAACAGCAAAACCUCAACCUUCUGGAGGAGAGGAGGAACGAUGAGGAGGAGAAGAAGAAGACGGUGAAGAAGGGGAAGAAAAAGCUCCCUGAGGAGACGUCGAAAGAAAAGGCCAAAAAUAAACUUGGGGGAAAAGUCAGGGAAGAGAAGAUUAAGAAGGAGAGAUGUGAGGAAAGCCAAAUGAACUUGACACAGGAACAUGAGGAAUGGUUCGGAACCCAGAACCCAGGAAGAGUUUGGAACCCAGAACCCAGGAAGAGUAAGAAGGAGCCAGGAAAGGCCGAGAGACAAGAACAUUCCCAGCCUGAGCAGCACAGACCACGCACCAAGGGUCAACGCACGGAGAAGGGAAAAGUGGAGGACACAAACAUGUCUCAGGCUGAGAAGAAGAGGAAGACACAUCAAGCAGUGGAGCAGCAGGAGAAACACAUCAGGGAGAGUGCCAGGGGUAGACGCGUUGGUAUCUGUGGAGAGACGUUGAUGAAGGCUUUUAAUGCUGUUGUGACGUGUUUUUGCCUACCAUUUUGCCUAUGUGUUCGCCUGUCAGAAUGUUGCUGUUGUUGCACUUGUGUGCUGAAUGGGUAGGAAUGUUAUAUGCAAGGGCCAAACAUUCGUAGUGCAUGUCUGCAUUAGACACCCAGGAGAAACCAGGAAGCCAGAGAAAAAGUGGAAAAGGAGAUGACUGGUCUAGGGGACAAGAGGGCUCAAACAGAGGCUUUUCCUUGCCACGGUCGCCAUCAGCUUACUUUUAGGGGAUUCA